UUAAAUAGGCUAAUUUGAUGAAUGUGUGUUGUUCAACACCCCCAUCUUUUUAGCGUGGACGGUAGAGUCCAAUGUCCUCUGUGUGCUGAGUGUGUUGCAGAAGGCCACAGCUUGUUGCAAACGUAAGCAUCAUGGUGAACUUAGCAGCGUUUGCCCGGGACCACUGGAUGCAGUUAAUCGUGCCCAUGAGCUUUGUGGUCGGUUGGUACUGUGACAAACUACAGGACCAGAAGCUGACCGCUUUCAGGAACAAAAGUGCUUUGUACAGCAGAGAGCUGAAGCCUGGCGAAGAGGUGACCUGGAAGUAGACCCACCAACCCCACGUGCAUUUUACGUCUGGAGUGCGAAUGUCCCUCUCAAAUUAGAACGUUUAACAAUUCUCACAUCUUUCUUUUGAGUUGUAUCAACUAAAUGCAGUUCACCAUCAAA
Molecule: messenger RNA, 429 nt
Organism: Nerophis lumbriciformis (worm pipefish)
Lineage: Eukaryota; Metazoa; Chordata; Actinopteri; Syngnathiformes; Syngnathidae
Product: NADH dehydrogenase [ubiquinone] 1 beta subcomplex subunit 1
Cellular component (GO): respiratory chain complex I; mitochondrion
Source: RefSeq, a predicted model, not a curated record